GGUUUUUCUCUCCUUGUCCUUGCUCCUGUUUAAGGUUUCUCCAACAUCCCAAGUCUUUUUGGGGCCCCCAUUUGAGAGAGAGAGAGAGAUUAUGGGUGACAACAAAGGAGAAUCGACCACCAAAAAACAUUUAUCCUCUUCUUCUCCCAAAGACCCACUUGAUCAGGAAUCCACCGAAACCAAACCGCCACCACAACACCACCGCCACCACUCCCCCACCGCCGUCCCUCCUCCGUUCAUCUCCACACCUCUCUACGUCCCAACUAGCAGCCCAAAUUUCGACCCACAACAACAGCAGCAGUUCGAACCUGCAGUGAACCCAAAGCGGCCCAGAUACACCAGCGCCCAAUGGAAACCCUUGCCCUCUCCCUCUCCCUCCUCCCAACAACCAAAACACCCCCAAAUCACCACCCUAAUUACCACCGAACCACCCCACACCACCGCGGCUUCCUCUUCCGAAACGGCGUCGUCUCCCUCCCACUCGCCUUCCCCUUCCUCGAGCAAGCCGGAAGCAACCGGAGACCACCAGCUCCAGCACCAGCUGAGAAAAGGAAAGUACGUCAGCCCGGUCUGGAAGCCCAACGAGAUGUUGUGGCUUGCCAGGGCCUGGAAGGCCCAAUACCAAGGUGGUGACGCGGAGGGGGCAGCCCAGCUUUCUGGCGGUGAUGCGGCGGCUGGACCGCAGCCGUCGAGGGGGAAGACUAGGGCGGAGAAGGAUAGGGAAGUGGCGGAGUUUUUGAACCGGCACGGGGUUAGCAGGGACGCGAAGACGGCGGGUACCAAGUGGGAUAACAUGCUGGGGGAGUUUAGGAAGGUGUUUGAGUGGGAGAGGGGAGGAGAGAGAGAGCAAGUUGGGAAGAGCUACUUUAGGCUGUCGCCUUACGAGAGGAAGCUGCACAGGCUACCUGCUUCAUUUGACGAGGAGGUUUUCGAGGAGUUGUCGCCGUUUAUGGGGUCCAAGAUGAGGACUCCGCAGGGCAGAGGUGUUUUGAUUUCCGCCAGCGGCAGCGGUGAUAGUAGGUCGCCACAUGCUGCGGCGGCGAUGGGUGCUAAGGCUCUCCUUCCGCCGCCUCCUUUUAGAGAGGAAGAUGUGUCUCUAUCGGGGAGGACCAAACAAAUUAUAUUACCGAGUGGAGGAGAUGCCUAUUUCCACGGGAGCAGAGGGAGUUUACCAGGGUUCGAGUCGCCACUCGACGUCUCGGCGGCGCCGUCCGCAUCGACAUCAUCGAAAGAAAUCCGUCGAAUCGGGAAAGUGAGAAUGAUAUGGGAGGAAUCAGUGAGCAUAUGGGGGGAAGAAGGAGACCACCACAGGGGUAGAGUGAAGGUUAGCGGCUCGAAUUUCCUGGAGGCGGACGAGCUGACGUUCUUGGACGACUCCACGGUUGCUUGUACCAUGGAGGCGUUCGAAGAUGGGGCCCUCAGGGGGUUCUCUGUCGACAGAUUCGUCUCCGGACAGCAAAUCAAAGUGUUUGGCAGGAGAAAAUCUUCUUCAUCGACUCCUGCUGCUGCUGCUGCUAUCCCUCCUGGUUUUAAUGAAAGAGGUCAACUUCCAUAUACAGAGCCCUCCAUUAGAUCGAUUCCUCCAUGGGAGUUUCAAGACCCAACCGAGUACUACCUGGGGUGCCUGCGACUUCCACCACCAACACUCCCAACCCUACUCGAACUCUCAUGGCACUUGCAAGAACCACCACCGGAGGAGCUUCGUUUCCCGCUAAGAAAAGACGUGUACAGAGACUUGCCACAGGGUAGAGAACUGUUCUUCACCGCCACUUCCGAGCAACUUGAUUGUAGAGCUGCCACAUUCGAUUUGUUAAGCCCGAUUAUCAAAACGAACCCUAGCAUGACUGCCUCAAGUAGGGACUCGUUUAUCGGCCUUUGGGACGAUUGCAUCAAUAGGAUCGUGGCCAGAUUCUGUUCCAAUAUCGAUAUGGUUCGGAAACCCCCUAGUUCGUCCUUGGCAGAAACACUUAAAGAUCAAUGGCCGAACGUGACCGGUUUUCUGAGAUGCUUUUGUUUGUGGAGAGGGGAAGAGAGUGAUCAAUUGAGGGAGGGUCACGUGGAUCCUUCUUCUUCAAUUGUUCAAAAGCUUUUUUGGAGCUACGCCGACUUACCUUACGUACUGGGGUAUUAUGCUGUUGGCUAUAUUGUUACGUUUUGUGCGCUGAGUCGAUCACAGGACCGAAUCAUCCGAACCGAUCUGUGCACGCUUGACUUGUCGACUCCGGCUGAGAGGAUGAAAGCCCUAGUUCCAUGUUGGAGGAUUGCAGGUUUGUUGCCAUUGCUAGCAGACCGGUGCUUCAACUUCAUCAACAACGGUAACCCCCACAAACCACUCCUCUACACCGACUUCGAGAGAAUCGAUCUAGGUAACGGAAACAUCACCGAGACGACGCCUACCACCGUCAUACGCUACUUCCCAAGCAAGAGAAAAUGGGCCGCCGUCAAAGAGAUCUACGACUUCCUCGACCGUGUCCCGCACGCCGAGCACAUCCUCCGGUCGUCCGAGAAAGACCUAGCCCUGGUGUUCAAACCCAGAGGCUGCAAAUUCAAGCCGACAAACUGCGACCAGCUAGUGGACGCUCUCAAGCACGUGACCGAAGCCCUAGUCGCGCUCCACGACUUAUCGUUCAUGCACAGGGACUUGGGUUGGGACAAGGUGAUGAGGGGCGUGGAGAGGGACGGGGAUCCGUGGUUCGUGGUCGGGUUCGACGAGGCAGUGGGCGCGCCGCAGAUAUACCCACACGCGGCGGCGAGCGGGCGGCAUGCGCCGGAGAUGGGGCGGGGCCUGCACGGGGUGAAGGUGGACGUGUGGGGGGUGGGCCAGUUGGUUAAGAGCUGUGGGUUGGUGGGCGUGCCCAAGUUGCUUAGGGAGUUGCAAAACAGGUGCCUGGACCAUAACCCGGAGCAGCGGCCCACGGCGGCUGAAUGCUAUCACCACCUGAUGCAGUUGCAGUCUUCGCUGCAGUCAGCAGCAGCAUCUGGCGCUGCCGGUGGUAGUGGCGGUGGUGGUUAUUGAUGUGUGACUGAUGGGGAGAGAGAGAGAGAGAGAGAUCACUAAGCCUAACUGAAUGAGUCAGAUUUGUGUUCCACUGAGCUAGGGCUAUAGGUAGGUUACUUUGACUAUUGAUUACUUAUUAAAUUGGUUUAACAACCGAAUUAAUUGCAUUUUGAAGGUAGACAUUGGAUGGUAGGUAUGCUAAUUGGUGGAUUAGAGAAUUUUAAUGUGGAGUAAUGUAUCUGGAUUAACCUGUGAAAUGGGAUAUUUGACUAAACUGUCCAG
This is a messenger RNA of Rhododendron vialii, 3280 nucleotides long. RefSeq lists its product as uncharacterized. The coding region runs from base 92 to 3016 and encodes 974 amino acids. The record is from RefSeq and is a predicted model, not a curated record. The transcript is spliced from 5 exons. NCBI's taxonomy places the organism in Eukaryota, Viridiplantae, Streptophyta, Magnoliopsida, Ericales, Ericaceae.